GUUUCGUUGAAAAGACAAAUACGUCCGCUCCGGAUGCGACGAUGGAAAUCAUCACAUAUCAUAUUCUUUUGGUUGUUCUUCAUGUUUACGUACUUUCUGUAUAAAGUCCAGUACAAAACUGGCAUCGAAAUUCUUCCAUUCAUCCCGAUUGAUGUCAGCGGAUUUGAGACAUACAAUGAAAGCCUUCUACGACACGUUAAAGUCUCUGAAGGAGCGUUGGCUCAGAAAAGAUGUGGUUCAAUUCUUUGUUGGGUGAUGACGACAUCGAUUUAUCACAAAACUCGAGUUCGAGCUAUCAAUUCCACAUGGUUCUAUCGAUGUGAUGCAUCACACUUUUUUACGAACAAUGGUCGUUUUCUGGAUGAAUCCACACCGUAUCAUACGAUUUUCUCGGAACUUCCCAUGAGCUAUUUUAAGUUGUUUUGGAAGACUCGACUAGCACUAUACUAUCUGUAUAAGAACGUCUCAUCUGAGUUUGAUUGUAAGUCAGAACUUCGUACUCGUUGUGUUCCACUUGCCUUUAUUUUCCAGGCGAAUCAUGGUUACAAUGCAGGUGGAAGUGGUUAUGUGAUUAGUAAAGCGGCACUGAAGAUCUUCGCAGAAAAACUGUUCCAUUCUAGAAAUCUCUGUCCAUAUCAUGAAUGGGAAGAUCUAGCAGUGGCCAGAUGUUUGUCAAGUGUCGGAAUCUAUGCAAGUGACACUCGUGAUUUGUUGCGUCGGCAACGAUUCCUACCUUGGAAUCCAGAGGAUCACUACAAUGGCGAUCUAAUUAGGCCAUUCCUAAUGGAUCCUAUUGAGCACUUGAGAUCUAAUAUCUUCCACGAGAAUCUCAUCAGUAUGCAUCAUUUGGAACCGAGUGUGAUUCAUCUCAUCGAUGGUCUACUGUAUGGAGUCGCUGCUGGUAUGUGGAAUAAAAGCAAAGAUGUCGAACAGACUCUUCAACUUCCACCAACCAGUUAG
This is a messenger RNA of Angiostrongylus costaricensis, 960 nucleotides long. NCBI's taxonomy places the organism in Eukaryota, Metazoa, Nematoda, Chromadorea, Rhabditida, Metastrongylidae. The record is from the annotation of a GenBank genome assembly.